UUCCAUCCUCUGUUGCUGUGCGGAGUCCAGCUCUGACACAGCAGCAGCAUCAUGGAUGAGAUGCCAGCAACAGAUGCUGCACACCAAGACUUGCAUUCAUAGACCAAAUUCAGAAAGCCGUCCCAAGAAAGGAAAAGAUCAGAAGGAGGGACAGGAGAGAGGGAAAAGCCAAUUUAAUAAACAAAACAAGGCAACCAUCACAGGCAUUCAUCCAUCCCUUCUCCCACAAUAAAAGAGAGAAUUUCUUCCUUCCAGCUUUCUGAUUUUUGCAGCCUUUGACUGUCUGCUGCGUGCUGAUUUUCCUUUGCGGCCAUGUCAAAGCAAGAGGCCAACAGCAUGACCGAUGGGGAAACCAAAAUGUCCUGCAAUGGAAGAGAAGAAAGCACAUUGGGAUCAGUAGCUGGAAGAGGAGAACAGAAAGUUGGACAGAGGCAAGAAAUUGUCUGGAGGAAUGUGAUCCUUAUGGCCUUGCUCCAUGUCGGGGCUGUGUAUUCCCUGUUCCUCAUUCCUAAGGCCCAUCUGCUUACUCUGAUCUGGGCAUACUUGUGUUUUGUCAUGACUGCCCUGGGGGUGACGGCAGGAGCCCAUCGUCUGUGGAGCCACAGGUCCUACAAAGCCAAGCUGCCUUUGCGGAUAUUCCUGGCAUUCGCCAAUUCCAUGGCAUUUCAGAAUGAUAUUUUCGAAUGGGCUCGAGACCACCGAGUGCACCAUAAGUACUCUGAGACAAAUGCCGAUCCCCACAAUGCUCAGCGUGGCUUCUUUUUCUCCCACAUCGGCUGGCUAUUUGUCCGGAAACAUCGAGAUGUCAUUGAGAAAGGAAGGAAGCUGGACUUCAGUGACCUGCUGGAUGACCCCGUUGUCAUGUUUCAAAGAAAGCAUUAUGUGGUUUCUGUUAUACUGAUGUGUUUCGUCGUUCCUACGCUUGUGCCUUGGUACUUCUGGAAGGAGAGUUUGUGGAAUUCAUACUUUCUCGCUUCUAUCCUCCGGUACACUGUUUCACUCAAUGUCGCUUGGCUGGUCAAUAGCGCUGCCCACAUGUAUGGUAAUCGGCCCUAUGACAAGAACAUCAACCCACGGGAGAAUGCAUUGGUCUCCAUAGGAGCCAUUGGCGAAGGUUUCCACAAUUACCACCACACCUUUCCAUUUGAUUAUUCGGCCAGUGAGCUUGGCUUGAAGUUCAACCCAACCACGUGGUUCAUUGACUUCAUGUUUUGGUUGGGUCUGGUCACUGAGCGGAAGCAGGCUCCAAGGGAGAUGGUCCAGGCUCGCAAAGAGAGGACUGGAGAUGGCAGUUCUUGAGAAUCAAAGCAAAGUCUUUUAACGUUGAUGCUGCUGUAUGUGCCGUUCGUAUGUUUCUUUAGGGGUGUGGGUCUCCUUACCCCAACCUUCUCCUUAGGAUGGAAGUAGUAUGUUUUCAUUGAACAUAGGCCAAAUAAGUUCCUGGAUUAAUUCUCUUUUACUCAAGGGCAAUGGUUUUCAAACUCUUCCGUUGGGUUGCAACAUUAACGCAUUAUGUAUUCACUCAUAUGCAAAGAAAACCUGAUUCAUUGCAAGAAAUUUGGGGACAUGUGCUAAUGCAAGGGUGAGUAGUUUUCAGGCAAGGGCUUGGAAAGUUGUUAUUUUGGACCCAAGCUCCAAGAACCCAUUCCACCACCCACCCCAGGAUGGUUGCUGGCCAUGCUGGCAGGCUGACUAUGGGACUUGAAGUUCAAAAAAGGAAAUUUUUCAGGCUCUCUUUGGGGCUUGUUUGAUCUCUUUUGCUUCCCCACCCCAGCUAAUUGCAUAAUAACUACUGGAUGAAAAUGGUCAUUCAAUGCUGCACUCAAUCACUUGAGUCAUACAUGAAUCAUGUGCAGGUAUGUGUUCUGCACAUACAAGAACAAAUCUGCAUCAGAAUUAUGACACAGAAGGGGUCAUAAUAUAAAAUAUUAAAAUUGGCUAGCAGCGCUGGACACAGACCUGACCAACAAAUUCAUACUUAUAACUGAAGAGAGGAACUAAAAUAAGUGAUUAGCAGAAGGCCAAUCUCAGCAGACAAUAAUGGCCAGUUGUUCUUUUCAUCUUAUACAGACCUGUUUGGUCAGCACUUUUAGGACUGCAGUCCCAUUUUACAACUAGGGUACACUGAAGAUACACAGAGAUCAGAGAUACACAACUUGCAUGGAUCAGGCAGGCAAAUAAAUGUGCAUGAGGCUGCAGCUUUGUAAUGGUUAUUGUUAAUUUCGGAGUUGGGAAAGGUUGCAGAUUCACCACGAAUCUUGUACAUAUAAACCAGUAGAGUCCCAUCUACUUUCUGCCAAUGACUGUUCUCAAAGUAUGCUUCCAUCUGGUUGUGUUAUUUGAGCUUGUUUUUCACACUCCACAGUGGUGGCACUUUGAUACUACUUUAACUGUCAAAGGUCCACCCUAUGGAAUCUUGGCAUUUAUAGAUUUUAUUUAUUUUAUUAUAGUUUGGUAAGAUCUUUAGAAUUCUCUGCCGGAGAGCACCACACUACAAAUCCCAAUAUUCCAAAGGAUACAACCAUUAAAGUGUCAGUUAAUAUGGUAUCAAAGUGCUUUCACUGUGUAUUGUGGAUGAGAAGAUGGAUGGUCUAGGACAGUGAUUCCCAGAAUCACUGUCCUCAGGUGUAGUUAGAUAAACAGUGUCAGGUGUGUCUCACCAUUGGCCAUGCAAGCUAGAACAUCUGAUAUUUGUGAAUCCAGAAAUAGUUGCAGACCCAAGCUGGGGAAUCACUGCUCUAGACCAACCAUGCAGAACACUCUCCUGUAGCUGUGUAUACCAGCAGGUGUUCAGCAGUGGUCUGCAGGUUUUCUGUUAAGGGUAGUUUGUCCACCACUGUCAAUCUUCCCAUUUAAGAUUUCCAGAUAAAUUCCCAAAGGAACCUGAGAGUUCCUCAGUAGCCAGUUUGAAAACCAUUGCUUUAGCAGAAUUAAAUCAUGGAUGGAUAUAGCCUAUACUUGUAGCUGUCUUAAGUGCAGUGUUUCGGAAGGUUAGAUAUUAUUUAAUAUUAGAGUUCAGUGUAGUAGAUCUUUUGACUUGAGUCAUCAUGACUAUGGCCAGUGAGUACACUAAUAUGGUUGCACAUGUAAACUCUUGACAGAAUAGAGGAACUGAGUUAAAACGUAGUUCAAAUGAGCAAGCUAGUGAAUUGUUUCAUUUUAAGUCAUGGUAAUAGUUCUCCUCUGCUGCUCUGCUCUGGUUUCUUGGAGACUUGGGAUGGGAGGUUUAAUAUGCAAACUCAGCAACUCAUGAAGCUAGAGAGGGCCUACUGAAGCAAGCAGGAGCCAGGUAGGGAGUAGGAUAUCUCACUUGGGCAGCAGCUGACAAAGGCCUCAUCUGCACUGCAGAGACUGUCCAGUUUGACACUGCUUUAACUACCUUGGCUCAAUACUGUGGAAUGUUGAGAUUUAUACCGUAGUUUGUUUAGCCUUCUCUGACAGAAUGCCCUGGUGGCACAACAAAUUAAAAAUCUCAUGAUUCCAUAGGAUUAAGUCAUUGCAGUUAAAGUGGUGUCAAACUGGAUUAUCUCUGCAGUGCGGAUGAAAUCAAAGAAGAACAGGAGAGACCUAAUAUGCAGGCAACUCAAUCAUGAGAGAGCCAGCAUGGUGUUGUGGCUUGAGUGUUAG
Molecule: messenger RNA, 3627 nt
Organism: Sceloporus undulatus (fence lizard)
Lineage: Eukaryota; Metazoa; Chordata; Lepidosauria; Squamata; Phrynosomatidae
Gene: SCD5
Product: stearoyl-CoA desaturase 5
Exons: 5
Coding region: 313-1299 (328 amino acids)
Biological process (GO): lipid metabolic process
Molecular function (GO): oxidoreductase activity, acting on paired donors, with oxidation of a pair of donors resulting in the reduction of molecular oxygen to two molecules of water
Source: RefSeq, a predicted model, not a curated record